Messenger RNA from Prorocentrum cordatum, 204 nucleotides. Lineage: Eukaryota; Dinophyceae; Prorocentrales; Prorocentraceae. The record is from the annotation of a GenBank genome assembly.
GACAGGAAGUCUCGAGAGACGUGCACUGACCACAAGAAGUUGUUAGAGGUCAUUUUGCCGUUCGUGGACGGCCCCGCGUUUGUGAAGUACGGCACUCACCCAGGCCAGGACAAACUCACGGAUGAUUGCAUUCUAGCCCUGCAGAGGGACGCCAAAAUGUCGUGGGCCAUCAGGGGCGUCUCUUCGAACCUCACGAUGACGAAG